AUGGCAAACCACAUGCUGAAGAUUUAUAUGACUGGAUCCUCUGGACUCACAGAGAUUCCUGCAUACGAAGCAGUUGUAGAAGUUAAUGACAUCCAGGCAAUGUACUGCAAUGCAAAAGUAGUCGAAGAAAAACAGGACUGGGUGCAGCAAAUAUUUAAUGAAGAUCCAAAUCUAUUUGAGCUGUCUAAAAGUUCUUGUUAUUUGGAGAGUCCUGUCUUCUUCAGAAACACCAUUAAUACACUUAUGGGUCACUUCAAUCAAAGUGAAGGUAUCCAUAUUAUCCAGUGUACAGGUGGCUGUGAACUAAACAAGGAGACUGGAGAGCUAACUGGUUUUGUGAAGUUCGGUUAUGAUGGAGAAGACCUUCUUGAAUUUGAUUUAAAAGGACAAAAAUGGAUUGCUCUGAGAGAAGAUGCUCUCUUUCUAAAAGAGCUUUGGGAUACAGAUAAAGCAGAGAUUAUUUUUAUCACUGAACUUACCACAAAUGCAUGCUAUCAGUGGCUCAAUGAAUCCUUGAUUUCUGGAAAUAACACUCUUUUAAGAACAGAUUACCCAUCUGUGGCUCUCCUUCAAAAGACUGCGUCCUCUCCAGUUAGGUGCCAUGCCACAGGUUUCUAUCCAAAGACAUUCUUAAUGUUCUGGGCGAAAGACGAAGAGGAAAUUCAUGAGGGUGUUGAACAUGGGGAUGUCCUUCCCAAUGAUGAUAAUACGUUCAAGUAUCAUGUAGAUCUUGAUAUCUUAUCAAUCCCACCUGAAGACUGGAAGAGGUACGAAUGUGUAUUUCAGUUUACUGGUGCUGAGGACAGAAUCCUGACCAAGCUGGAUGAAGCAGUGAUUGAGACCAACAGAGAUUCUGAAGAUUCACCUCAGAUAAGGAUCAUCAUCAUUGUUGUAAUUUCUGUUCUGAUUGUCAUCAUCAUCAUUGCAUUAGGAUUUACUGCUUGCAAGAGGGAAAAUGAGAGACCUCUCACCCCCGAUUCUGAAAAUAUCUUUCUGUGAGAAUCAUACUUCAGAUCAAGAAAUGCAGCAUUCUGCCCUGGAUUCACAUCCAUGCUCCCUAUAACAACCAGCUAAUGACCAAAAAAGUUUGUUCA
This is a messenger RNA of Cyprinodon tularosa, 1094 nucleotides long. RefSeq names its product BOLA class I histocompatibility antigen, alpha chain BL3-7-like. Bases 1 to 999 code for a protein of 332 amino acids. Gene Ontology annotation, cellular component: external side of plasma membrane. NCBI's taxonomy places the organism in Eukaryota, Metazoa, Chordata, Actinopteri, Cyprinodontiformes, Cyprinodontidae. The record is from RefSeq and is a predicted model, not a curated record. Gene Ontology annotation, biological process: immune response. The transcript has 7 exons.